GAGUUCUACCUUUUGCCUUAUAUACCCUUCAGGUGGUGACUGUGUUUGCUUCAUUAAGUAUUUGCUGUAGGAGACGUUCAGUGCCAAUUAUUAUAAUUACAGACGAUCUUCGUUGACAAUUAAAGUGAAUGAGAUAGAACAAAAAAAAUAUUUUAUGACAGGGAAAAUACAUGUGACGAAGGAUUUGUAAAUUUCAUAUAUAUACAUAUAAUUAUACGGAAUAACUCACACUGGUGUCUCACUCGACAACACAAUUUAGCAAAUUUCUAGACAGCAGCAAGUAAAAUAUGUCAGAGCCACUUACAUUGCCACCUUGUCGAGUGUGUGGAGGAACAGCCACAGGAAUUCAUUAUGGAGUCAACACAUGCGAGGCAUGUAAGGCAUUUUUCCGGAGGUCUUUGGUAGAAAACAACAAGUAUGUCUGCCCAAGAGAUGGUGACUGCAAGAUUAUCAACCACAAAAGAGCUAACUGUUCUGCCUGUAGACUUAAAAAAUGUCUGGAGUUGGGAAUGUCAAAAAAAGCUGUACGUCAUGGUCGAUACACUGUUGCCAUUAGAACCAAGACCAUUUUGGAAGUGAAACAACUUGAGAGGGAAAAAGCAUUGCACGAUAACUUUGCUAUGGCUGAUUCGGUUGCUGAAAAGUUACCAGAAAUUAUCUCAGUACCAGAAAGCGACCUAGUUCAAGAUUCCUCUGUGCAUGAUAACAUUGUAUCUUUCAUGCUAGAAAGUUCAGACAAAUAUUCCUCAUUAAUGGAGAGGACAAAUUUCACAUCAAAUGACACUUUACAAUCAUCAGUUAUUGGCAGUAGCAUUAUGUCUGUAAGUGAUUCCUUUCAGUCUGCCAGUAAUUCCUUUCAGUCUGCCAGUAAUUCCUUACAGUCUGCCAUUGAAGACAAUCAUGAAAACAUGACAUCACUAGAACCAUCAUCUUUGUUUGCAUCAAUUGAAAAUGGGAUAGACUUUGAUAUGUUCACAGACCCGAAUGGCCUUGACAUUAUAAACUCAACUGACCAUGACAUUGAGAAUAUUGAAAUAUCUGGAUUAGACAUGUUCUUAAAUGGCCAGAAUGUGGACACAUCAGAUAAGAUAGAUUUCUUGGAAUUGAAUCCAGAUGAAUUGAUAGAUCUGACUCAAGAGUUAGUUGACGUUUUCACUCCCCAGACUACAACCACCACUGAAAUACCACAACAGCACAGUCCACAGAGUAUAGCCAGUAGUCCCUACAGUGUGCAACAGUAUAGUCCAGAUACUACCACAUUAGAUGAGAGUAUGUCAUCACAGUUUGGAUCUCCAAGUACAUCAUGCAUUGAAUUGGUGUCCAAUUCGAGUAGUUUAUCAUCAAGGAAGAAUACACAUUCAUCAUUUGAGCAAGAGUUCUAUAGCAUGACACCUCGUCCACAAAAGAAGCUGAGAGCUUCAUUCAACUUAGCAGAUGACAUGGAACAACUACAAUUGAUAAAUACCAUGGUUUCUGCACAAGAAAUAUUAUAUCCUGGAAUGAGGAAACAUUUCCAGAAAGAGUACACAGCUGUCAUUCACAGGGAGUUUUGGGAGAAAACCCAGUUACAGAAUGAACUAUUUGGUCAGUUGAAGAGUCUGUCAACAACUGAAUACAACAACUUUUUCAUGGUGACUGGUAUUGAUCUUGAUGGACGUAUUGGCAUGUUUACCAAAGUUGCAGAAUCUAUGCAGAAAGAAAUCGUCAAAUAUAUUUCCUUUGUCAAGUCAAUACCUGGCUGGGAAGAUGUUCAUAAUAAUGAUAAACUCACACUUAUCAAAGCCGCUAGAUUUGAGUAUUGGUUACUUGGAAAGUUCCUCACAAAUAAUCCUGAUAUGAAAUUUGCAGCUGAUGAAAAUAGUGGACUCACUCAUAAGCAAGUUGAACAAAUGUGGGGAAGUCCUGAAAAUAUUGAAAUUGUAAAUAACUUCACAAGGAAGAUAAAGAAACUUGAUUUAACAUUUGAAGAGAUUGCUUUGCUUAGAGGAGUUGUUGUUCUGUCUAGAGAUCGGUGUUCUCUUCGUGAACCAGAAAUUGUAGAGAAACUUCAAUGGAAAAUUAUACAAUCUUUUAUUCACCUUGUGAAGAAGACACAUCCAAAUGAACAAUUGAGGUUUGCUCGUUGUAUGGACAAACUUACACAAUUGAGAGAACUUACAGAGGUUAACUACAAAACAAAUAAAAACCUAGAGAACUUCCAAAAGUCUAUGAUUCAGAAUUAUCCAUUGUUGUAUGAAUGUGUAACAUUUGAGGGUUAAAACAGCUAACAGCAUAAUAUGAGGCAGAAAUUCGUGAUUUUAAAGUAUUUGUAGCCAUUUGGAUUCAAUUAAAUGUUGUGAAUAGUUCACGUUUUGAUAUGUCAGCUUCAGCUUUUAGUGCUAAGUAUUUUGUCAAAUGCAUCUAACGUGUAAGCAAUGUCGAUUCCUAUGCAAAAUUCCGUACAACAGCUAGAAAUUGUUAUUUUAAUACUCAAGCAUGAAAAUAUCAGAAAAGUAUAAAAAAAAAAAAAAAAACCAUUUUAACCUGUUUUAAACAAAUGCCCGAUAGGGUACAUUAUAUGAUCUAUUUUUUAAGAUAAGUGUUUAGAUUUGUUAUGAGUGUCUUAUUUCAAACGUCUUGGGGCCGAGAUAGUUUAAAUCUAAAAAUCGAGUAUUUAAAUUUUUAAAGUAGAAAAUGUCUCUGUGAUCCGCUUUAUCACAAGAAUGUAGUGUAAAUACCAAUGGCAUUGUGACUUUAUGCAAUAUUCUACAACUUUAUCAUUUGUAAAUGGAUUUGAUCCCAGUUAAGAAUAAGAAUUUCAUAUGAAGAAGGUUUCUUCUAUUUUCACAUUCAUUGACCUCACAAAAUAAAAAGGGUAAUCCAUAUUCAAAGGGUUUUGCUCAGUUACGCUAUAUAGUCUUAAGUUAGAAAUUGUAAUAUUGGAGCGUGAUUCUGUUGUACAUAUAUACUUCGUCAGAAUUAUUGUACAGAGCCAAUAGUAUGUCUUAAAGGCUUGUUGGUUUGAUGUUACUUUUAUUCAUUGUAUUACAUUUUCGAAAUUGUAUGUUUCCAAAUUAAAUGUAACAUUGUUAUUCAAUUUUGUUUUAUCAUAGAACAAAAGUAUGUACACUGUUUUUGUUGUUUAUUGCAAUCAAAAGUUGUUUUUUGUGUUUUUGUGUUUUGUGUUUUGUUUUUGUUAAUAUAAAUGACCUUUGUAAUUUUA
Messenger RNA from Mytilus californianus (California mussel), 3202 nucleotides. RefSeq lists its product as uncharacterized. The transcript has 8 exons. Bases 288 to 2258 code for a protein of 656 amino acids. NCBI's taxonomy places the organism in Eukaryota, Metazoa, Mollusca, Bivalvia, Mytilida, Mytilidae. Gene Ontology annotation, molecular function: nuclear receptor activity; zinc ion binding; RNA polymerase II cis-regulatory region sequence-specific DNA binding. Gene Ontology annotation, cellular component: nucleus. The record is from RefSeq and is a predicted model, not a curated record. Gene Ontology annotation, biological process: regulation of transcription by RNA polymerase II.